UGUCAGCAGUACCAUGUCAGACACUGCCAUGUAAGCAGUGCCAUGUCAGCAGUGCCAUGUCAGACACAGUGCCACGUCAGACAAAGUGCCACGUCAGCAACAUGACGGGCCUGCCAGGCCAACUGGCCAAUGAGCCAAUUGCCGACUACAAAAAGCGCUUUCAUGCUCAGCUCGCUCUAAUCGAGGCUGAGGAACAACGCCAGCUGGCAGCCAAGGCUGCCCAGCUACAGGCUGAAGAAGCGGCAACAGCAGAGAAGCUGCGGCUACAGGCCGAAGCAGACGUAGAUGCCCAGGCUCGCCGAAAGGAAGCCCAGGGUCUGCUGCAGCGGCAUGAAGCCAACAGCAUCGAGAAACUCAAGUUCUGGCACUUUGAACCAAAGGGCGACGAGCCAACACCGGAAGAACAGCAUAAGGAGUUCAUGGCCAAGCUCGUGAGCAGGUUGGUUUACACGUGUAACCACCUACAGUCCGAGCUGGCAAACCUCCAGCGGGCCGUGCGGAAUCAYAAGACUCAGCACGAGGAKGCCACACRGGCACUGGACGCCCGUGUACUGGGCCUGGAACAGGCUGUACCAGGACCAGAUGCUGGGGCUUCCAGCAGUGCAUCCUCUAGCCGCCAACUGGAGGAACGCGUGGACCACGUAGUGGAAAUGCUCGGCGACAUCAGCACCUUCGCUGCGCCGACCACCAUCAGCAGUCAGCUGCAUACCUUGAAGACCGAGGUCCAGCAGUUGCAGUCGAUGAAUGCGGAUGACAAUCCGAAGAUGUACAAGAUGCCAACUUUCCAACUGGACAAGUUCRACGACCACACGCAGCAGGAUCCGGUCCUCUGGUGGGAGGCAUUCACGACGCAACUCAGGAUUCUGCCUGUCGCCAAGCAUGCGUACAUCGGCGCCCUGUUCCUGAACUCAAAGGGCGGAUGCCAGACUUGGUUGAGCCACCUGGCAACCUCCCACGACGUCGACGUACCGGACUUGAAGGACAAGAUCACAUGGGAGGAACUAACACGGCUGUGGAAGAAGCGGUUCAUCGUUGACGACGCGCCGACACUCGCCAUCAACCGUCUGUUCACCAUGUCACAGGGCAACACUGCAACACGGGAUUGGCUCACGGAGUGGCAGAAGAUUGCGGCGGUGCCCAAUCUGGAGUUGGCAUUCACACAUCUACGCCGUGAGUUCUACAACAGGUCCUAUGCGGCAUUGAGCCAGGCUCUUGGUGAUCRCGAGCACUACUCAACCUUCGCUGAGAUCAUUGACAAGGCGAGGGAAAUCAUCAAGACCAACAGGUCAGCUGCACACGAGAAAUCAACAUGGCAGCCGACCUAUGUGGAGAAGGUACGAACUGGUCUGCGACAGCAGCACUUCGCUGCAGUCCAGUCGGACACUGGAGAUAACCCAGCAGCCACUUCAGCAUCAAGUGACGGAGAUCAGGUGGCUGCUGUCCAGCCGCGAAGCAACAACAAGUCCCACAACAAUGGGAAGGCGAAAUCCGCAUCGCAGGCUGGAAAUGGACAGCCAGUACAAGUUCCAUGGGUCAAGUUCGGCUUGAGCGAGGCGGAGUACAAGCUCCGGAAACUGAGCUCCGCGGAAGGUGAGGCGACUCCACCUUCUACUCCGCCAGAUUCGGGUGCCUUGCUAGCGGCCUCCUGCACAUCUGGGGAGAACGGAAAUGUCACAAGUUCUCGUUACACUUACGAGGACUAUGCUGUCCACUUGGUUCCACCGCUGGAUCAACCGCUCCACGUGCAAAAAUCUACCGCAUGCACGGUUUCAUCACCAUCGGCAACCGAUUCGGCAGCUUCGCCGCCAUCUAUCGCCGGGGAUUCAUCGUCGUGGUCAAGACUUGAGGUGCUCGACCCACUGACGUCCACGGACUUCCAGUGGAUGCCCGUUCCCUCGACCGGACGAUUGUCGAAACCGCAUUGCAAUGUGCUCAUUGCACAACUGCGAGAUUACUUGCACACAGCAGUACCGACUCCGUUAAUGGACGCCGGAGUAGAGGUUGUCGACCUUCACGUCUGCAUUGCGAAGAUCGACCGCGAGUUCAAGACGCAACGGUACGACGACAUCGACGCACCAUUGCUAUAUGUAUGCAUUCAGAUCGGAGAAGCGACCUGCAGCGCUUUGAUCGAUUGCGGAGCAUCUCGCAACUACAUCAGCCAGGACUUCAUGGCGCGCGCCGGCCUUGGCCCACACGUCCGGACGAAGCCCCAGCCUACGCAAGUCACACUGGCGGACGGUCACACGCACAAGUCAAUCGACCGGUGCAUUGACAGCGUCCCAGUGUACUUUGCCCCGCACGCAAGUGAGGCGGUGUCCUUUGACAUUCUGGACACCAAAUUCGACAUGAUCUUGGGCAUGUCAUGGCUGCGAAGCAAGGAUCACCCGGUGAACUUCUUCAACCGCACCGUUCACAUUCGUGAUCGGAACGGAGUAUUGGUUUCAUGCACGGCCAAGUACAAAGCAAACCGCGACAAGUGCGAGUUCGCACGGCAGGAGCUGGAGUACUUGGGACCUUAUGUGGCGCCGCAAGGCAUCCGUCCGCUUGCGGACAAGAUCGAGGCCCUACAAGUAUGGCCCGAGCCCACCAACACCACGGACGUUCGUUCAUUCAUGGGAUUGGCGGGCUACUAUCAGCGAUUCAUCACCGGAUACUCAAGGAUUGUUGCACCUAUGACGAGGUUACAGUCGCCAAAGGUGCCAUUCGUAAUCGAUGACGACGCACGCCGGUCAUUCCAAGCACUUAAGACGGCUAUGCUCAUGGCACCCGUCCUUAGCAUCUACGACCCCACCCUGCCUACGAGAGUGACUACGGACGAUUCCGGCUACGGCAUUGGGGCAGUCUUGGAACAGCACGACGACGACGACUGGCACCCUGUGGAGUAUUUCAGCCACAAAGUGCCUCCCAUCAACUCACUUGAUGAUGCAAGGAAGAAGGAGCUACUCGCGUUCGUCAUGGCUCUCAAGCGAUGGCGGCACUUCCUCCUUGGGCGUCGUAGGUUCACAUGGGUCACAAACAACAAUCCAUUGACCUACUACAAGACAUAUGAUACGGUGAGCAGCACGAUCGGACGAUGGAUGUACUUCAUCGACCAGUUUGACUUCACACCGAAACAUCUACCCGGCCUCUCAAAUCGCGCAGCAGAUGCACUCUCGCGAAGACCAGAUCUUUGCGCUAUGACACAUCAUGCCUUCGCAUUCGACGAGGAGCUUCAACGACACUUCAUUCGGGCAUAUGAGUCUGAUCCGGACUUCGCCAUGCUGUACGCACAGCUAUCUUCGGAUCACCCGCCGACCAGCCACUAUCGCAUUGCCGACAGAUACUUGCUCCUCCACUCGAGAGGCAAGGACUUAUUGUGUGUCCCACGUGACCGCCGUCUUCGGACUCGCCUCCUCGACGAGUAUCAUGAUUCACGACUCGCCGGCCAUUUCGGAGUCAACCGCACUAUUGCACGGCUUCGACAGCGAUUCCGAUGGCCCGACCUCAUUACCGAUGUCACUCGGUAUUGCGACUCGUGCGAAGUUUGCCGACGCAGCAAACCCCGCAACCGCAAUCCCUAUGGCGAGUUACACCCGAUGCCUAUCCCACGGGAACCCGGUCUCUCCAUUGCCAUGGACGUCACCGGUCAGUUUCCUCGCGACAGGCUCGAGCACGACGGCAUCCUCACGGUUGUGGACCGAUUGAAUGGGCAGGCACGAAAACAUGCAAUGCAACAUUUAGCAAAGUAAAGCAGGCAGGCAGCAAGGUGAGCAGGCGGGCAGGCGGGCAGGAAGGCAGGCAUAAAACAAAGCAGCAAGACAAGG
Chara braunii is the source of this 3803-nucleotide messenger RNA. NCBI's taxonomy places the organism in Eukaryota, Viridiplantae, Streptophyta, Charophyceae, Charales, Characeae. The record is from the annotation of a GenBank genome assembly.